AUAAAAUGUUCUUUUCCAAAAUAAUAUGAUUGAAAAUUUGUUUUAACUAAAAGGAAAUUCAAAAAAAAAAAUAAUAAUAAUAACGUAAAAAUUUAUAAAAAGUGGAGUUGCGGAUCAGUGAAAGUAUUACGUUUUCUAUUCACUUAUUAUAUGAGCAAGAGCACCUAAAAAGGUGACAAAAAAAAAUGAUUACGUAAUUUUUGAAUGAUCUAUAACCUACAUAUAUACUAUGAAAAGAAAUGAAAAGUAACAAUAUUUUGAGGUGAACCCUAAAGUUCAUGGUUAAGUAAUUAUUACCGUCAUUUCCUCAAUUUUUGGCCAGGAAAAUUAAACCAAAUUAAAGUGACCCAGUUCUAUAUCUAUUGAAUAACAUAAAUUUCUACUUUUUUAUUUCCUCAAUUUUUUUUUUUUUUUUUUUUUUUUUAAUAAUUUAAUUAUUAUAAAGAAUGAAAAAUCAACAAAGAAGGAAAAAGAAGGGGGUGGAAAAAUGAAUGACAUUUUAUCUAUAUAAAUAAAAGUCGAAGUUUAGAUAUAUUCAUCAUUCGGGAACAUUUACUCGUAAAGUGUAAAAAAAAAUAUAUAUAUAUAUAAAAAUUAGAAAUAUUUUUUAUCCAAAAAGAAUAACGUGAAAAAAAUUUUUAAUUAUGAAAAAAAUUGUAUUUUUAUUAUUUUUUGCAUAUCUUGUGAGUGAAACAUUUUGCUUUACAAAUUUAUUUGAUGGCUUACAUAUAAUGCCAUUUAAAAAAGUAAAAAGACAUGGUCGCGAUGGUACAGCAGCUCCAUUAGUUUUAAAUGAUUCAAAAACAGAAACUGAAGCUACAUCACCUCAAGAGAAUGAAGAUGAAGAAAUGGAAACACAAUCGCCACUACAACCAAUACUACCACUAAAACCAAUACUACCACCACAACCAAUACCACCAUCAGAACCAAUAUCACCACCAAACAUUGUAGACAGAAAUGAUGAUUCAUCUCCUAAAAAUAUGAAUUGUAGAUGUAUACCAGAUAGUACUAAAUGUGAUGGUGUUAAAAAAGACAAUGGUGCUAGAUGGAGAAGAUGGGAUUUACGAAUUGUAAAUGAUGAAGAUUGUAAUCCAAAUGAAAUAUAUUGUUGCUCAGAAAAGACAUGUGGACAGAGAAAAAUUUUCAAUAAUAAAAAUCAACAAUCAGAAAAAUAUGCUCACUAUGGUUCAUAUCCUUGGCAUGCUGAGAUUUUAAGUCAAGAUAAUUCAUUUAUUGGAAGUGGAGUUCUCAUAAGUCCAAAUUAUAUACUUACUGUUGCUCACAAAAUUGUUGGCUUAAACAAUAAUUUCAAAAUAGUGUUUGGUUCAUGGAAUACAACAAAUAAAAAUGAAAAAGUUAUUGUUGCAAUGGCAGAGUCAACGAAAAUUCACGAUGGUUAUGAUUCAGAAUCUCUAGAAAAUGAUAUAGCUAUUAUUAAAAUUAAUCAGAAAUUAAUGUAUAAUAUUGAUUCUAAUAUUAAUGCAGCUUGUCUUCCAGAAAGAGACGUUUUACCAAAUACUCAAUGUUGGACUGCUGGUUGGGGAAAAUCUAAUUUCAUUUAUGAUAAUUAUGAACAUGUUUUAAAACAAGUAUCUCUUAAUAUAAUAAGUCAAGACGAAUGUGAAAAGAAAUUGAAAAAAACUAGACUUGGCGAAGAAUUUAUGUUAAAUAAAAAUAGUUUUAUUUGCGCUGGUGGAGAACAAGGAAAAGAUUCAUGCACGGGUGACGGAGGUGGUGCACUUGUAUGUAAAAAUGAAUUUGAUCGAUUUGAAGUUGUUGGCUUAACUUCUUGGGGAAUUGGUUGUGGAGAACUUGAUGUUCCAGGUGUAUAUAUUAAUGUUAAAUCUUAUCUCAAAUGGAUAGAAAAAGCAAUGAAUCCAGGAAGAAAAUUGCAAUUAAAUCCUAGAUCAAUGCCAUUGUAAUUUUUCUCUUUGAAUAGUCAAAUUGUCCAAAAGCUGUUUUUAUAAUGUUUUAUUUUGUUUUUAAAUGAAAAAAAAAGAAAAACAUUAUCUAAAUGCUAUUUAGUAUUAAAUUACUCUUCGUUUUAAUAUAGAAAUUAUAUUUUUUAAAAAUUGUACUUAACAAAAUAUAAUGUACAACGGAUGAAGAGC
Messenger RNA from Leptopilina boulardi, 2111 nucleotides. Its product is annotated as phenoloxidase-activating factor 2-like. Bases 645 to 1922 code for a protein of 425 amino acids. The transcript has 6 exons. NCBI's taxonomy places the organism in Eukaryota, Metazoa, Arthropoda, Insecta, Hymenoptera, Figitidae. The record is from RefSeq and is a predicted model, not a curated record. Gene Ontology annotation, molecular function: serine-type endopeptidase activity. Gene Ontology annotation, biological process: proteolysis.